CGUCGAGUCACGUGCCCUCUUCACAAUUUCAGGAUUACGUUAGUUGGUAGGAGUGAUCCUAGAUGAUGGAGGGGCUACAUCGGCCACAACUGUUUGACUUCCAUGGAGUCUCCAUGAUCAACGCUUUCACUGACAACUGGGACAACGUACAGAACUUCAAAGCAAGACCAGAUGAUAUUGUUAUUGCUACGUACCCUAAAGCAGGAACCACAUGGGUCUCUUACAUCAUAGAUCUUCUGUAUUUUGGGCACAUGGGUCCAGCUCGUCAGACAUCCAUCCCUCUUCAUGACAGAGUGCCCUUUCUGGAGCUCUACGUACCUUUUCUACCUUCAGGUACCGAUUUGGCAGACAAACUUCCCACCACUCCUCGUCUCAUUAAAACUCAUCUACCAGUCCAGUUUGUACCAAAGUCCUUCUGGGAGCAGCGCUGCAGGGUGGUCUAUGUGGCCCGCAAUGCAAAGGACAAUGCAGUGUCCUAUUUUCACUUUGAACGCAUGAACAUUGGCAUGCCAGAACCAGGAGACUGGAGCACCUUCCUGCAGGACUUCAUGGAGGGAAAGAAGGUUUUUGGAUCGUGGUAUGACCAUGUGAACGGCUGGUGGGAGAAGAAACAAACUCAUUCAAAUUUUCACUACAUGUUCUAUGAAGAUUUGAUUGAGGACUAUGAAAAAGAAAUAGACCGACUGUGUUCCUUCCUUGGUUUGUCUCCUUCAGUUGAAGAGAAGGAAAGAGUCAGAGCCAGUGUGACGUUUGACAGCAUGAAACAAAACAAGAUGACCAACUAUUCCACAGUUCCUGUGAUGAACCAAGAGGUUUCUCCUUUCAUGAGAAAAGGGAAAGUUGGUGACUGGAAGAACCACUUCACUGUGGCUCAGAAUGAGCAGUUUGAUGAAGACUACAAGAAGAAGAUGAAGAAUCCUGAGCUAAAGUUUCGCUGUGAAAUUUAGAGCCCUGGCUGAGCGUGAUGGAGCUCUGAAGUUAACUAGUUGAGGAUAAACCAAGUGUUGAGACAGAUUAAUUAGUAUCCCUAUUGUAGUAUUAGUAUUCCUAUAUUAUAAUGCUUAUCCAGUUCAGGGUUGUGUGGCGACUCGAGCCCAUCUCAGCUAUCAUAGGGUGAGGCAACAGUGCUAACCAACACACAACCAUGGUGCCAAAUAACGUAUUAACUGAAAUUAAUUUGAUUUUUUUAUUUGAUAUGCUCCCAUUUUGAUUGUAUUCAAAGAGAUGCAAAAAUGUCUGUUAUUGUUAUUAUGUCUGUUAUUGUUAUUAUCCUUGGAUAGCAUGCUGUUCAGUAGUGUGUUUAAUGUUUUGUGCAACAAAAUAACCAAAACUGUUUGCGAUUUUUGCUGAUAGCAUUGAAUGAACAGAUUUAAUCUGGUUUAUCUGAAUUUAUACUACUGGGUCUGGCAUUAAAAAGCCCAGCUAGGCAUGAUGGAGCAUUGAACAGAUGUGUGCAUGUCCCAACAAAUAAAUAAAAAUAUAUGUAUGGAUCAUCAGAAU
This is a messenger RNA of Pundamilia nyererei, 1500 nucleotides long. RefSeq names its product cytosolic sulfotransferase 3-like. Bases 63 to 947 code for a protein of 294 amino acids. Gene Ontology annotation, molecular function: sulfotransferase activity. The record is from RefSeq and is a predicted model, not a curated record. Lineage: Eukaryota; Metazoa; Chordata; Actinopteri; Cichliformes; Cichlidae. The transcript has 8 exons.